AUGCGCUUUCUCUACGUCAUCAUCACUGCCUUUAUUGGCAUUGCUCUGGCCACGCCCAGUCCUGAAGCUGCUGCUGAUGAACUCAUGGGCAGAGGGCUAACAUCUCAGUCCUGUGCUAUUCGAGGCCAGCCCUGCGCCAAUCAGUCUGCCUGCUGCGUGAGCCUGUGGUGUGUCAAGGGUAAAUGUGUCAACCAGGGCUCGGGCGGGAAGAGAGAUGUUGAGGAAGAAUCAACCGAAGCAACCGAAGCAUCCGAAGCAUCUGAAAACAGCGCAAGCUGGAAAACAUGCUCAAACACCAACCCCUGUGAAAGGGGCUGGAUAUGUAUCGAUGGCAUCUGUAACCCGCCAACGACGUCGCGUCGGGACAUCUUUGAGAAGAAGGCGUGUCGGGGUGAAAUUACUUCCUGCGGUGGGAAGAAUGGCGAAUGCUGCCCAUGGUUCCGCUGUGAGAAUGGAUACUGUACGAGAUAG
Molecule: messenger RNA, 471 nt
Organism: Aspergillus wentii DTO 134E9
Lineage: Eukaryota; Fungi; Ascomycota; Eurotiomycetes; Eurotiales; Aspergillaceae
Exons: 4
Coding region: 1-471 (156 amino acids)
Source: RefSeq, a predicted model, not a curated record